Messenger RNA from Syzygium oleosum, 453 nucleotides. RefSeq lists its product as uncharacterized. Lineage: Eukaryota; Viridiplantae; Streptophyta; Magnoliopsida; Myrtales; Myrtaceae. Bases 1 to 453 code for a protein of 150 amino acids. The transcript has a single exon. The record is from RefSeq and is a predicted model, not a curated record.
AUGGCAGUCGGUGGUGGGUGGCCGCCAGCCACCCAAGGGGUAGGAGGCGACCGACGGCGGAGGGAGGCCGGCGCUGGGUGGCGGUCGGCGUCGGGCGGUGGAGCACGACAGCCGGUAGCGGAGGACGGCGGCCAGUGGAACACGACAGCCAGCGGCGGAGGACGGCGGCUGGUGUCGGGCAACGAAGGACAGUGGUCGGCGGCAAGAGGCGGCCGACGGUGGAUGGUGGCCGGGAGGCAGGCGGCGGCAAGAACUGGCCGACAGGUGGUGGUGAAGGACGCGGGAGGCAGUGGUGGGUGGGGUGCGGCCGGUGUUGGGUGGCGGCAAACGGCGGAAGAUGGCAGUGAGAGGAGGCGAACGGCGAAGGACACCGGCGGUAGGCGGCCGACGGCAAGAGGCGGCCGGCGAUGGCGGGAGGCGGCAAUAGCGAGUGGCAAGGGGAUGGCCAACUAG